This is a messenger RNA of Brienomyrus brachyistius, 3044 nucleotides long. Its product is annotated as exocyst complex component 3-like. The record is from RefSeq and is a predicted model, not a curated record. Gene Ontology annotation, cellular component: exocyst. Gene Ontology annotation, biological process: exocyst localization; exocytosis. The transcript has 13 exons. Gene Ontology annotation, molecular function: SNARE binding. NCBI's taxonomy places the organism in Eukaryota, Metazoa, Chordata, Actinopteri, Osteoglossiformes, Mormyridae. Bases 152 to 2368 code for a protein of 738 amino acids.
UUAUAUCAAAAUAUAGUGGGUGAUUUCAGGUAGGCAUGCCCCCUAUAAUAGUUUUGUUUAGUUUGUCUUAUCUGUGUAGCAAAAAAGACCCGUGGGCACCUUUGAGGUGUUUGUUCAGCUAGUGUUUAAUCUUUUUGGGUCUGUGGUUGCCAUGGAGACGGAUAGAGAGGUGGUUGCCAUGGCGGUGCAGAGAGUCGCCAGCAUGCUGCAGCGGCCCGACCAAUUAGACAAAGUGGAGCAGUAUCGCAGGAGAGAAGCCCGCAAGAAGGCUUCUGUGGAAGCCAGGCUGAAGGCAGCCAUCCAGUCUCAGCUGGACGGGGUGCGUACGGGCCUCUACCAGCUCCACAAUGCCCUGGGGGAUGUUAAGGACAUCCAAGGCUCUCUGGCAGAUGUCAGUAAAGACUGGAGGCAGAGCAUCGACACCAUCACCAACUUGAAGGACGUCAAGGAUGUGGUGGUGCAGCACAGCCAGCUGGCAUCGGCUGUUGAGAACCUCAAGAACAUCUUCUCCGUGCCGGAGAUUGUUAAGGAGACCCAUGAGAUGAUCGAGCAGGCUGAGCUGCUUCAGGCCCACCGCAGGCUCAUGGAUCUGGAAUGUUCUCGUGAUGACCUUAUGUACGAGCAGUUCCGGCUGGACAGCAAGAACGCGCAUGACAUGAACCUGAUCCGCAACUACUUUGGCGAGGUGCAGGGCCUCUCUGAGGAGCUGGCCAAGCAGCUAUGGAUGCUGGCAGAACGCGGACUGGUCACUGUGCGCCGCGAUCCCACCAUGCUUGUGUCGGUGGUGCGCAUCAUCGAGCGCGAGGAGAGGAUCGAUCGGCGCAUGUUGGACCGCCAGAAGCAGACAGGCUUCAUCCCGCCAGGCCGACCCAAGCGCUGGAGGGCACGCCUCUUCCAGGUGCUGGAGGGCACAGUGAAUGCACGCAUCGAGGGCUCCCAGCCGGAGACGCGCGAGUCAGACAAGAUGUGGCUGGUGAAGCUUCUGGAGAUCACCAGGAGGAACGUGCUGGAUGAUCUGCUGGUGGUGAAAACCCUGAUGGUACAGUGCUUCCCGUCGAACUACAACAUCUUCAGCGUCUUCUUCAACCUCUACCACCGCGGCGUGUCAGCCUGUGUGCAGGAGCUGGCUGCCGAGGAACUGGAGUCCAACGAGAUCGUCUCCCUCCUCACCUGGGUGCUUAACACCUACAAAAGCGCUGAGAUGAUGGGUCACCCCGAGCUCCGUUCUGAGUGCGACGUCGAAACGCUGGAGCCCCUCCUGCCUCAGGAUGUGGUCAGCAGGCUGCUAAGCAAGUACAUCCAGACCUUCACGUCCAACAUCACCGGCUGGCUCCGCAAAGCCCUGGACACAGACAAGAAGGACUGGCAGAAGAGCACUGAACCAGAGGCAGACCAAGACGGAUACUAUCAGACUACACUUCCCGCCAUCGUUUUCCAGAUGUUUGAGCAGAACCUGCAGGUGGCAGCACAGAUUGACGAGACUUUUAAGGAGGAGGUGCUACGGCUUUGUCUGAAGCAGAUGAACUCGUUCCUGCGCAGGUACCGAGACGAGGCCGUCGUCUACAAGGAAGAGCACUUGAAAGAUCGACAGGUCCCCCAGUGCUAUGUUCAGUACAUGAUUGCCAUCAUCAACAACUGCCAGACGUUUAAAGACUCUAUAAACAGUCUCAGAAUGAAAUACUCCAGAACGAAAGAGGUCACGCAGAAUGACGCUGCGAUUGAGAAUUCGCUCAACGAGGUAGCCAGAGAGGGCUGUCAGUUCCUGCUGGAUGAAGUCUUCCUGGACUUGGAGAAACUUCUCAGCGAUCUGCUGACGAAGAACUGGUUGGCAGGUUCCAAUACAGCAGAUGCCAUUUGUCUGACUGUAGAGGAUUACUUCAACGACUUCGCCAGAAUAAAGAAGCCAUACAGUGAGGAGAUGACACGUAACGCCCAACGCCGGGUGGUGGUGGAGUACCUCCAGGCCAUAAUGCAGAAGCGUAUAUCCUUCAGGAACGCCGAAGAGCGGAAGAAGGGAGCCGAACGGAUGAUUAAGGAAGCUGGCCAAUUCCGGGCUCUCUUCCAGAAGCUAUCUUCUAGUCACGACAAUGACCUUUUGUGUGACGCCAUCGCUGCCAUAGCUGAGGUGUUCAACCUGACCGACCCGUCGCUGCUCUACCUAGAGGUGUCCACUUUGGUUUCAAAGUACCCCGAUAUCAGGGAGGAGCAUAUCAUGGCCCUGCUGGCCGUCAGGGGAGACGCCAGUCGCGACAUGAAGCAGAUGAUCAUAGAAACGCUGAGCCAGAACAAGCCGUCGGCCGCAGCCAGCAUCCCGCCGGUGUUCAGGGACAUCGCCGUGACAUCCACUGUGCCAAAACUGCUGAAAUAGGGUCGGCCCCCACCCCACCCUUAAUACAGAGUUGUGGGCGCCGUCACUCAGCUGUACUUUCUUAUGCACUUUCAGACGCGGAAUCAAGGUUUUGGGCUGAUUGCCACUUAUGGGGCUGAGUUAGAAUAGAGUUGAAAUUCUAAUAUUUUUUUAAUUUAAUUUUUUUAAGCUUUGUUAUUCAUAGAUGAAACUGUGUGUGUCCAUUUGCCUCCUUUUAUACGUGAACAUCUCUUCAGCCCUGUCUGUCAUUUGAUCGAUUUAUCUCUUACACUUUUGUAACAUUUCACAAAAAAAAAAAAAGAAAAUUCCUUUUAGGCACUGCUUCUCUCUCUGCACGUGGAAACAUUACCCAGCCAGAAAACCCAUCUAUUUGUCCAAUGCCUCGUAAGUUUAACCGCGAAGAUGAAAUGAAUCCAUUACCGAUUUGAUACAGCGUCUAUUUUCUGCACCCUGGGCACUACAGUGAGAAGAGAGGCAAUGCUGUAAGGGGCAAUUUGAUAAAAAAAAAUGUCUGGUGCUCCAGAACGAGGUACUCAGUACACCUCUCUUGUAAUGUCUGUUGCAAUAUGUACUGAUUUAUAAAAGAGAGGAAUGGGUAACCUUCAUAAUUUUAUUUACAUGUUCGGAUAUCAUAAAUGAAAAAAUGGGAAAUAAAUCAAGUCAAUUUUUCUAUUCA